Melitaea cinxia (Glanville fritillary) is the source of this 2007-nucleotide messenger RNA. RefSeq names its product influenza virus NS1A-binding protein homolog B-like. NCBI's taxonomy places the organism in Eukaryota, Metazoa, Arthropoda, Insecta, Lepidoptera, Nymphalidae. Gene Ontology annotation, molecular function: protein binding. The record is from RefSeq and is a predicted model, not a curated record. Bases 1 to 2007 code for a protein of 668 amino acids. The transcript has 6 exons.
AUGUCUAGACUCGUGCUACUGGGUGGAGCGGCGUCGGCGGCGUCGCACUCGGACGACAGCGAGGGCGAGGAGGCGAGCGCGCUCGAGCAGGAGCUGUCGCUGGACGACCGCGAGGCGCCGGCGCGCGCGCUGGGCGCGCUCAACGCGCUGCGCAAGGCGCGCCAGCACUACGACGUGCUGCUGGCGGCCGCGGGCGCCGAGGUGGCCGCGCACCGCGCCGUGCUGGCCGCCGUGGCGCCGCGCCUGCUGGCCGCGCUGGCGCCGCCCGCCGCCGCGCCCGACACGCUGCGCCUGCCCGGCCUGGACGCCGACGCGCUGCGCGAGCUCGUGGAGUACGCCUACACCGGGCGCCUGCGCGUGCGCGACGCGGCCGCCGCGCGCCGCCUGUACCGCGCCGCGGCGCGCCUGCGCAUGGAGCCGGCGCGCGCGCACCUGGCCGAGCGCCUGCUGCGCCGCCUGGCGCCGCCCGACUGCCUGGCGCUGCGCGAGCUGCCCGACCUGGCGCCCGAGCACCGCGCGCUGCUGGACGCCUACAUCGCGCAGCACUUCGACGAGAUCUGCGAGAGCGGCGCGCUGGCGGCGCUGCCGCUGAUCCGCAUCGAGCUGCUGCGGGAGACGAGCGCCGACGGCGGCGAGGAGGCGCCCGCCGCGGUCGCCGACGCCGCGCUCGCCUGGCUGCGCGACCACCACGCCGCCGACGUCGACCUGGAGGAGCUGUGCUCGCGCACGCACCUGCUGUUCGUGGACGCGAGCGGCGAGCUGCGCGACUGCGGCGAGCUGCCGGCGGCGCUGGGCGACGCGCCCGAGCUGCAGGAGUACCGGCGCCAGGCGCGCGAGCGCGGCCGCGCGCGCCGCCGCGACGCGCCCGAGCCCGCGGGCGAGAGCGCCGUCAUCGCGGCGCGCGCCGGCGCCGGCGCCACGCGCGCCGUGCUGGCGCUGCGCGGCCGGCUGGCGGCGGCGCGCGUGGCGUGGCGCGCGGCCGGCGCCGCGGGCCCGCGCGGCGGCCGCCUGGGCGGCGCCGGCCCGCCCUGCGCCGCCGAGCGCGCGCCCAUGGCCGUGGGGCGCUGCGCGGUGGGCGCGGCGGCGCUGGGCGCGCGCCUGGUGGUGUGCGGCGGCUACGACCGCGCGCGCGUGCUGCGCUCCGCCGAGGCCUACGACCCGCAGACCAACGCCUGGGCGCCGCUGCCCGACAUGACGCGGGCGCGCGCGCGCUUCCCGGCCGCGAGGCUCGGCGACGCGCUCUACGUGUUCGGCGGCUCCGACGGCCAGACGGAGCUGGACUCGGUCGACAGUGCGGGGGCGGGCGGCGCGUGGAGCGCGCGGGCGCGCAUGCCGCUGGCGCGCUCGUACGCGGCGGCGGCGGCGGACGAGGCGCGCGGCGAGCUGUACGUGCUGGGCGGCUGGGCGGGCGGCCGCAGCCUGCGCGCCGUGCACCGCUACUCGCCCGCGACCGACCGCUGGGACGAGGCGCCGGCGCUGCUCACGGGCCGCAGCCAGUGCGCCGGCGCGGUCUGGCAGGACGCGCUGUGGGCGCUCGGCGGCUGCGACGCCUGGAACUGCAUCGCGUCCACCGAGACGCUGCCGCUGGGCGGGCGCGCGGCCGGCUGGGCGGAGGGGCCGGCGCUGCCCACGGCGCGGCGCUCGGCGGGCGCGGCCGUGUGGCGCGGCCAGCUGGUGGCGGCGGGCGGCUCGGCGGGCGCCGCCUCGCUGCGCGGCACGGCGCUGCUGGCGCCCGGCGCCGCGGCCUGGCGCGCCGGGCCCGCGCUGCGCCGCCCGCGCGCCGCGCCCGCGCUGGCCGAGCUGCGCGACGUGCUGUUCGCGGCGGGCGGCUUCUCGGGCAAGGACUUCCUGGCCUGCGUCGAGUGCCUGUACGAGCCGGACGGCGAGUGGACCCUGCUGUGCGCGCCGCCGCCGCCGCCGCCCGCCCUCGCCGCCCCCGCCGCCCCCGCCGCCCCCGCCGCGGAGGACGCCGAGGCGCAGAACGGCGAGCUGUCGCCGGCCGCCUAG